Messenger RNA from Medioppia subpectinata, 1581 nucleotides. The record is from the annotation of a GenBank genome assembly. Lineage: Eukaryota; Metazoa; Arthropoda; Arachnida; Sarcoptiformes; Oppiidae.
AUGACUGCCGUCACGAAAGAGGCCGAAGAGUUGGACAAAUCGCGCAAACAUUUGUCACUUCUUCGCGAAGAAUACGUAAAACUGCAGCAAAAGUAUUGCGAUUUGGAGAAGAAGUACAACCUAUUGAACGCUUCCUCCGGAGUGGUGGACGACAACUCAUUCGUCUCGCGAUUGGUCCGCAAUGUGGCCAACCUUUUUGACAAAGACUUGUACUCCGAUCUGACCAUUAAACUCAAUGGCAGUUCAGUGAAGGGCCAUAAGUUUGUGCUGUCGGCCCGAAGCGACGGUUGGGAUCAGUUGGACCACUGCUCCGAACUCGACUUAACGCAUGUGAACCCAGAGGUGGGCUUUCACUUCGUCCGAUGGCUCUAUACGGACGCCAUUGACUUCAGUCACCGCAACGAAGACUUCAUACUGGAUGUGAUGCGCGCCGGGAAGCGCUUCGACUUGAAUCCGUUGGUAGAGCUCUGCGAACAGACACUCAUGUCGUUCGUGAAUGUCUCCAAUUGUGUCCAAUUCUAUCAGACGGCCGACGAGAUCGGCGCCGAAACGCUGAAGAAUCACUGCUCGGAACUGGUGUCCAAUCAUUGGGACGACUUCACGAGCGACGACUUUGUCUCGAUGUCCGCCCCGUUGUUGUACGCGAUGUUUAAAACGAAGACCGAAUACCCGUUGCAUACAGCGAUUCGGAUCAAGAGAGAGGACGUCUUGUUCUUAUAUUUGAUUGAAUUCGACGCCCAAUUAGUGGUCAAACUGAACGAAACCGAUAGAGCGGGUGAACUGCCCCUCCAUUUGGCGCUGAAGACCAAACAGGAGGACAUCGCCCGCACACUGGUCUCCCAUAAGGCCAAUGUGAACGCCGCCGACGCUAACGGCCAGACACUACUCCACAGAGCCAUCCAACGAGACGACCACUUCUCGGCCCACUUUCUCGUCAAGAAUAACGCGUCGGUCGAUACGCCCGACUCCGUGGGCGACGUUCCCCUCCAUCUGUGCGCCGAUAAGGCCAACAGCGACGGUAUGUCUAGAAUCGCGCGCAAUCUCUUGGACUCCGAGGCCGACCCCAACUUCCAGGACUCCAACGGCAACUCCGCCCUUCACAGAGCCGUUAUGUCGCUAAACAAAGAGGUGUUUGACAUACUAUUAGAACAGCCGAAGAUUGCUAUUGAUUUAAGAAACAAAAAGCAUUCGACGAGUUUUGCCAUAGCGUUGACCAAAUUGGCCGAAAACGAGUCAUUCGCCCGGGAAUUGGUCCGAAGGGACUGUUCUAUUGACUCGAUUAAUCCCGAGACCAGCGACUCAUUACUGCACGCGUGCGCCCGAGUGGGUAAUGAAACGGCCGGACUCUUCCUGACCGGCAAUGGGGCCAAAAUUAAUCUGACCAAUAGUCGGGGCGAAUCACCCCUACAUAUCGCCGCCGCUAACGGUCUCUCUGGUCUGGUCUCGGCUUUACUCGAAAAAGGCGCGAACUGCAAUCUCCAGACGUCUCCGCUAUCGUUCGCCGAAUCGAUGUCAUCGCCCGAAGCGGAACAGGUGUUCAAUCAGACGCCACUCCAUUUGGCGAUCGUCGGCGGCCACGAG